GAAGGUCACUUUAUGUUGCUUUAACCCAAAUGGUUUGCGAGUGAAAUACUCUCAAGUGUAGAUUGGAUGUAUUCUGACUGAUAACGUUCGCCAGAAGACCUUUGGGUGGUUUAUCUGGAUUUCCUGGUCACUCUCAUCGCCACAGAGUCGUUUUUCUGACUCAGACUUUUGUGGGAAGACAGAGAGAGAGAGAGCUUUUUCGGCGCGUAGAGAAGCUGAAGAUUGUCUCCCGCGAAAAAGGCACGGAAAUCACUAAUUUAGUAGAAUUGACCUUUGCAUCAGUUGAGGCCUCAAGUUGGCAGUUUAGUGGCAAAAUAGUUGGGAAUUGCUCUCGUGUCUGUGGCUGGGCGGUGAAAGUUUCCCCGCGGGGAGGCGACUGUGUGGACCCUGUGCGCUAUCAGUGGCUGUCUAAUCUAAUCACCAGACUGCCCUCCCUGGCCACUAUCGGCACGGGUAGAUUUGUGGUCGUUUCACGCGCUCUCGAAGGUGACAAAACCCAUUCGCAGACACAGUGAAUGUUCCUCAUGCGAUCCCAGAGCAUCGCCGCCAAUUCACUCUGUGUCUCCCGGGACAAUUUUGGAAGUCAGAUAGCGCGCGAGUGCAGCAAAGAUGCCGAAGACGGAGUGUGGCGUGGGUCUGUGGAGGCCUCAAUGGCUCCAGAGAUUCGCCAAUACGAGGACUUUUAUUGUGGUUUAUGGAUUCUUGGGCACCACGCAGGCCAUGUGCUACAUGUACUUUGUCAUCACGCUCACCACCAUCGAGAGAAGGUUCAAGAUUCCCUCCCACACAACAGGCAUCAUCAUGAGCGGCAAUGAGAUCUCGCAGAUCCUCCUGUCGCUCUUCCUCUCCUACUUCGGCGGCCAGCGCAACAGGCCACUGUGGAUAGCAUGGGGAGUGGCCAUCUGCGGUCUCUCCUGCUUCAUCCUCGCGCUGCCGCACUUCAUCUACGGCGCCGGCGAAGACGCCCUGCGCCUCACACAAGAGUACCAGGACCAGUUCGUGCGCGAGAGCCCCGUUACCUUCGCGAACUCCUCCAGCCUCUUCGACAGUAGCUCUCAGCGCCUCUGCUCCUCCAGCGAUCCCACCAACGCCAACGACUGCGAUGAGCUCUUCUCCGUGGUGCCGCUGGUGCUCAUCUUCCUCUCCCAAUUCGUGCUGGGCAUCGGGAACACGCUGUACUACUCCUUGGGACAAGCCUACCUGGACGACAACACCAAGAAGACAAACACACCGCAAUUGCUGGGCUACGCUUUCUCCCUGAGGAUGUUCGGACCACUGAUUGGCUUCUUCGUCGCCUUUGGCUUCCUCAACACCUACAUCGAUCCCACCAAGACGCCACUCAUCACGCCCGCCGAUCCGCGCUGGAUGGGCGCCUGGUGGAUGGGCUGGAUCGUCAUGGGCUCCGUCAUGAUCGUCUUCGCCGUGCUGAUUGGCAUGUUUCCCAAGGAUUUGCCCAAGAAGCCCAAACCAGGGGUGAAUGGGAAUGCCAAUGCCAUCACUGAGGAAGCUGUGCCACUCAAGGGAAUGUCCAAAGCAAUCCCCGAAGUGCCCGCAGAAGAACCGCCUGUGUUGACGCAACCAGCGAAGGCGCAAAUGAAGGACUUCCCGGCAGCCUUGGCGCGUCUCUUUCGCAACAAAGUCAUCAUGUUCAACCUCAUCUCGGGCAUCUUCUACAUCCUGGGCGCCAGUGGCUACAUGACCUUCUUCGCCAAGUACAUCGAGGUGCAAUUCCACAAAACCCGCUCAGAUUCCACCAUCAUUGCCGGUCCCAUCAAUCUUUUCGGCAUGGUGGCGGGCUUCUUGAUCUCCGGCUGGGUGAUCACCAAGAAGAAGCCCACGGCGUCGCGUCUGCUCUUCUGGAACGUCAUCCUGGGCUGCGUCUACGUGGCCGGCACGGCCAGCUACCUCUUCCUCACGUGCCCCGAGGAGAACAUGCCGACGCCCGUCAACGGUCGCCUCAAUCUCACCAGGAGCUGCAACAGCAACUGCUCUUGCGACCACGUGCCCUACAAUCCCGUCUGCAACGAGGCCACCGGCACCACCUACUUCUCCGCCUGUCACGCCGGCUGCGCCGAGUGGAACUCCAGCGAGAAGUUCUACGGCAAUUGCUCGUGUCUGGCCACCAAAACAGCCCCUCAGAAUGAGUCACACUUCAAGUGGCUUCAGCCAUCGCAGCCAAUCCGGCCCGUCUUCGACAGUGAGUACGAAGAGAUCACGGUGGAGUUCACAGAGAGCGCCGAAGAGAGUCCUCCAGGCACAGAGACAACGCCUCCGGACGAGACAAUCUCAGCGAGGCGGCGGAGAAGCACUCUAGACGCCACUGUGGAGACCAUGACAACCAUUCCGGGAGCCUGCAUGGCAGGCUGCACUCAAGCUUUCAUUCUCUUCUCUCUCGUCUCCAGCAUUACGAACUUCCUGGGCGCCACCGGGAAAAUCGGCAAUGUCUUGGUCAACUACAGGGCUGUUUCCGUGGAGGACAAGAGUUUCACCCAAGGACUCGCUCUGAUGAUGUUCAGCCUGUUUGGCCUGAUUCCCGGACCAAUUCUCUACGGCUGGAUCAUCGAUCAGACUUGCAUGGUGUGGAACUAUCGUUGCGAGACGAUUGGCAAUUGCCAGAUGUAUAAUCAGCGUGAUUUCCGUGUUUACGUCAACGCGACGGCCAUUGUUCUCACGACUAUUGCCAUGGUUUUCGACUUUCUCGUGUGGUAUCACGGCAGACAUCUGGACUUCUACAGCGAAGACUACGCUGAAACUAAUCAGAAACAGCUCAGGAGUAAAACCAGGCGAAAACCCGUCGAAAGCUGAGAUUUAAGCCAUUAUUUGUUAUGUCAUUUUAGCCCGCGUAUUUAACAAAAUAAAGUGGAAAAAGUGAUCAA
This is a messenger RNA of Phlebotomus argentipes, 2876 nucleotides long. It is a transcript of the gene Oatp33Ea, whose product is annotated as solute carrier organic anion transporter family member 74D. Gene Ontology annotation, cellular component: membrane. Gene Ontology annotation, biological process: transmembrane transport; sodium-independent organic anion transport. Gene Ontology annotation, molecular function: protein binding. The record is from RefSeq and is a predicted model, not a curated record. NCBI's taxonomy places the organism in Eukaryota, Metazoa, Arthropoda, Insecta, Diptera, Psychodidae. Bases 610 to 2805 code for a protein of 731 amino acids. The transcript has 5 exons.